Rhagoletis zephyria (snowberry fruit fly) is the source of this 1290-nucleotide messenger RNA. The record is from RefSeq and is a predicted model, not a curated record. NCBI's taxonomy places the organism in Eukaryota, Metazoa, Arthropoda, Insecta, Diptera, Tephritidae.
AUGAAUCAUUUCGGAUCUCGUGGAGGCGGCGGUGGCAGCGUAAAUUCGUACAUCUACGAGGUCAAGAACCGGAUCAACUCGGCGGACGGCGACUCUUUGGCCGAUUUGUUGUCACUUGAGCGAUUCGAGCCGGGACGAGAUUUGCAGCAUGCCAUCGGCAACGGCAACCAGUGGGAAAAUGCCGUCAACAAAGUGCUCGAUUCACCGUGGGAUGAGCUGGUUCGAGGGCACCUCCUGGCGUACCAGGCGCUGCUGUACAACAGCGAAGACUACUCGGGUGCCUUCGGGCACAAAUGCUCUAUGGUGCCGGCACUGGUGAAGGUGCUGACGCAGAUCAAAGAGGAGAACUGGAUGUUGCCCAUCGUCUACGUGACCUCCACUGAGCUGAGGAAGCUCGCCAUCUGCGCCGACACCCGGGGACACACCUCUCACCAGAGCAACAAGGCGAUAAAGCCAAACGCCAACGUUGAAGAGGCCGCCUCACAGCUGAUGAACGUUUUCCGCGUCUGUGCCACUGACUCGCGGACGGCGAUUGAGAUUUCCAAGCGAAAGGCAAUGAUGAACAUCAUCAAUCAGCUGUUUAAGAUUUACUUUCGCAUCAACAAACUCAACCUCUACAAGCCGCUAGUGCGAGCGCUUGAGAAUGCCAACAUCAUGGAUCAGUUUAGUCUGGCCGAACGGGUUACCUACUCCUACUUUACCGGCCUGAAGUCGCUCUAUGAUUCAGAUUACCUAAAGGCAGAUAAUCAGCUGACAUUUGCCUUUGACAACUGUCACAAGGAGUACCUGAAGAACAGGCGCAUUAUCCUCAUUUUUCUCAUUCCAGUAAAGAUGCUCUUUUCCGGAUGCAUGCCCACCAAGCAGCUUCUAGCAGAAUAUCAACUAGAGCAAUUUGAAGACCUCUGUGAAGCAAUCAAAGAUGGCAACUUGUACUCAUUUGACCAGGCCAUUGAAAAGCAUUCUGAUUUUUUCUACUGUUAUGGAAUCUACUUUACGCUCGAAAAGUUGAAAGCACUCGUUUAUCGGAAUAUCUUCAAAAAAGUAGCAAAAAUUGUGAAUACGCAUCAAAUAUCAAUGAAUCACUUUGUAAAAGCGAUCAACUACUUUCAGUCAAAUCGUGGUCAAAUUGAGCUUGCAGAAGAGGACAAGGUCACUUGCGAGGAAGUUCACUGUUUACUGGCAAAUCUUAUAGCCGAAAACAAACUAAAAGGAUACAUUUCACUACAGCAUCAAAAGCUCGUCAUCUCAAAGCAGAAUCCAUUUCCCAAACUAUCUAGCAUAAACCAAUAA